AUGUUCCGGCAUCCAACUCCGCGCCCAUCCGGCCAGGUUGAUGGUGGAGCGAUCAAGCCACCGAAACCACCGGAUCGCCCGCUGGUCCCGUACAUGAGAUUCAGCCGUAAAAUGUGGGCAAAGAAACAGAGAGAAAUCACCACGUCUUGCGUUGUCUCUACUGUCUUCUCCUUAAUAUUUGAUCAAAAAAAGAUGAUAUUUCAGGAAUACGAUAUAGAACGGCAGGAAUAUGAUAAGGCGCUGAAAGCCUAUCACAGCUCCACUGCUUAUCAGCAGUACUUGUCUGCAAAAAGCCGAGCAAAAGCUAAUGAUAAAUCGAAUACAGUUGGUGGCGUAAUUGCUGCUAGCCGCGGUCGUCUGGACACAGGUGGCGUAGUGAUUCAACCAGUGGAGGAUGAAGAGCUGGGCGAUUUUUUUCUAAAAGCAGCUGUCCUGAGCGAAUCUUUGAUGUUGGCACACAUCGAGAAAAUGUUGUCAGUUCUUGUUUUUGUUUUUUUUAGAUUUGAUCGAAAUCAUCGGCUUAUCGCAGAUCUGUUUAGUGGUAGUAUUGUCACGGAUACUCGAACCAUAUUGGCGCAAAAUCGCAUUGAAAUGUUGAAAAAACAGGCAACUUCUCUGGCACUGCAUCAGAGCAAAUUGGACGACGAGCUGAUGAAAUUAGGUGAAGUUUUUCAAGCAAAAAAACGAGCUAUGGAAGUGGCAUCUGAAGAGUUUGCUGUUAAGCUGAAGAAAGUAUGCGAUGAAAAACCGCAGAUUGAUGAGGCAAAAUAUAUAUCGAUGGUAGAUGACUGGACGGAAAAACUAAUGAAAGCAUACGAUGAAUACAAAACAAAGCAGGAAGCAUUGCGAGCUAAGCAAAUUGUAGAGCGUGAGCAACUGGCCGAAGAGACGCCAAUUUUAUAUCGGCUCACUGUUGGUGACUCAUCGCCUUCGCCGAAGAAUAAAGUAUCUGAUGAGAUCCAAUCACCACAAGUGACAACCACGGAUCAACAGCAGCAGCAGCAACAGCAGCAACAGCAUUCACAACAUCCAUCAGUUACCACUACUGCUAGCAGUGGCACCACCACCACUGCUCCUACCGCAGCGCAACUAGUCCAAGCACCAUGCAUCGGAGUACCAGAAAACGAGAAAGAGCAGCCACAACAGCAAUUGCAACCUCAAGAAGCUGUUACUUGCUCCCAAACGCCGGAAAUUCAAGCGAACAGCGUCCCGGUAACUCAGUCUGAUCAAUGA
Molecule: messenger RNA, 1233 nt
Organism: Gongylonema pulchrum
Lineage: Eukaryota; Metazoa; Nematoda; Chromadorea; Rhabditida; Gongylonematidae
Source: the annotation of a GenBank genome assembly